AUGUUUGUGUUACACAAAAUGGCCACAUCUCCUUCUUCAUCUCUCUUCACUUUCUCUCUUUUCCUCUCCAAACCCACUUCAAUUCCUCUUCCAUUGUUACCCUUCCACUCUUCUCCUCUCAAAAGAUUCAUUUCUACUGCAUCAAAACUGCAACAUCAAACCCAAGCUAGGAGAGCUACUUUUAUUGGGUCUCCUCAUCCCAAAACAAACCCUCUACUUUCUUUAUCUACUGCAGCUGUUGCCACCGAGUCUGCCACCGUUUCCCAAACUGACACAGCAGAGAAUGAGACUGAAAAAUUCGUGCUUCCUACUAAUGAUUCGUCCGAGAAACUCCUCAGAAUUCGCCACACGUGUGCACAUGUGAUGGCUAUGGCAGUUCAAAAGCUGUUUCCUGAAGCUAAAGUGACUAUUGGGCCAUGGAUAGAAAAUGGGUUUUACUAUGAUUUUGAUAUGGACCCUUUGACUGAUAAAGACCUCAAGAGGAUUAAGAAGGAGAUGGAUCGCAUCAUUGGUCGAAAUUUACCGCUUUUAAGGGAAGAUGUUUCUAGAGAUGAAGCACAGAGGAGAAUAAUGGCUGUUAAUGAACCUUACAAGAUAGAGAUUUUGGAAAGCAUUAAAGAAGAUCCCAUCACUAUCUAUCAUAUCGGUGAUGAAUGGUGGGAUCUUUGUGCGGGACCUCAUGUUGAAUCUACUGGAAAUAUUAAUAAGAAAGCUGUUGAGCUUGAGUCUGUUGCUGGUGCUUACUGGAGAGGAGAUGAAAAGAAACCAAUGCUGCAGAGGAUCUAUGGAACAGCUUGGGAGAAUGAAGACCAAUUAAAAGCAUACCUUCACUUUAAAGAAGAAGCUAAACGUCGCGAUCACAGACGCCUUGGCCAAGAUCUUGAUCUUUUUUCUAUACAGGAUGAAGCUGGUGGAGGCUUAGUCUUCUGGCAUCCAAAAGGAGCCGUCAUUAGACAUAUUAUUGAAGAUUCAUGGAAGAAAACACAUAUAGAACAUGGCUAUGAUUUGUUAUAUACUCCCCAUGUGGCAAAGGCAGAUCUAUGGAAGAUUAGUGGUCAUCUGGACUUUUAUAGGGAGAAUAUGUUUGACCAGAUGAAGAUUGAGGAUGAACAAUACCGACUCCGACCUAUGAAUUGCCCUUACCAUAUUUUGGUUUACAAAAGAAAGCUCAACUCUUAUCGUGAUUUCCCAAUCAGGGUUGCAGAGCUAGGAACAGUAUAUAGAUAUGAGUUGUCUGGAAGCUUACAUGGCCUUUUCCGUGUAAGAGGUUUUACCCAGGAUGAUGCGCAUAUAUUUUGCUUAGAAGAUCAAAUUAAAGAUGAAAUUAGGGGUGUCUUAGAUCUUACAGAAGAGAUAUUGUUGCAAUUUGGUUUCAGACGGUAUGAAGUUAACCUCUCAACUAGGCCUGAAAAAGCUGUGGGAGAUGAUGAUAUAUGGGAAAAAGCAACAUCUGCCCUUAAAGAUGCUUUGGAUGACAAGGGGUGGAGCUAUCAAAUUGAUGAUGGUGGUGGUGCCUUUUAUGGUCCAAAAAUUGAUCUUAAGAUUGAGGAUGCUCUUGGAAGAAAGUGGCAGUGCUCUACCAUACAGGUUGAUUUUAAUUUGCCUCAGAGAUUUAAUGUUACUUAUGUUGAUUCAAACAUGGAGAAAAAGCGACCUAUCAUGAUACAUAGAGCAGUGCUUGGAUCUUUGGAGCGGUUUUUUGGGGUCCUUAUAGAGCAUUAUGCUGGGGACUUUCCAUUGUGGCUUUCUCCAGUUCAAGUUCGCAUUUUACCAGUAACAGACACACAGCUUGAAUAUUGCAAAGAGGUGAUCUGCAAGCUGAAAGACAGUGGUAUACGGGCUGAAGUUUGCCAAGGUGAGCGCCUCCCAAAGCUCAUUAGAAAUGCAGAGAAGCAGAAAAUUCCUUUAAUGGCAGUUGUGGGCCCCAAGGAGGCUGAGACUCAAACUGUUACAAUUAGAUCUAGGUUUAGCGGGGAGGUUGGAACCAUCGAGAUUGAUGAUUUUAUCAGCAGAAUCAAGUCCGCCAUUGAUAGGAGAACUUCAUUAUAA
Dovyalis caffra is the source of this 2049-nucleotide messenger RNA. The record is from the annotation of a GenBank genome assembly. NCBI's taxonomy places the organism in Eukaryota, Viridiplantae, Streptophyta, Magnoliopsida, Malpighiales, Salicaceae.